Daktulosphaira vitifoliae (grape phylloxera) is the source of this 4542-nucleotide messenger RNA. RefSeq names its product TBC1 domain family member 23 (gene TBC1D23). Gene Ontology annotation, biological process: retrograde transport, endosome to Golgi. Gene Ontology annotation, cellular component: trans-Golgi network. Lineage: Eukaryota; Metazoa; Arthropoda; Insecta; Hemiptera; Phylloxeridae. The record is from RefSeq and is a predicted model, not a curated record. Bases 256 to 2211 code for a protein of 651 amino acids. The transcript is spliced from 15 exons.
CUUUAAACUGGGAAUACAUUUAUUUUGUUAUUUAAACUCUCAGUAGUAGUUAUAUGAUUAAAGAUAAACCAUUUAAAACUUUUAUUGCCACUUAUCUGUCAAUUAGAUAAAAUAAAUAGGAUGAGUACCUAUUUAUUUAUUGAUUUAUGGAACAAGUUAUAAAUGAGUAUUUUAAUAUAGAUAACUAGAACCUUAUUUUCAGCUUAUUGAUUCAUUUUUUGAAAUAUUUCAGUGUUAGUACAAAUUUUAGUUGCAAUGUCUAAUGAUGAUGAACAUUGGAUAAAAGAUUUGGAAAAAGCUCUAGUUGAAGGACAAGAAUUAUCUCCCAUUAGUAAUGAAUCGGAUGAUCUUAAUGCUUUAACAAAUGAUUGCCAUGGACAAACUUGGAGAGAGUUAUUGACUUUUGAAGAUGAUACUAUUCAAACAUUAUUUGAUGAAAGACCUGUUAUAAGAAAUGUAGAACAAUUGAAAGAAGACAGUCAAAAAUUAAUUGCAUCUUUAGAAAUAGAGGAUGAAGAAGAAAAGUUAAGUUUGUUAUCUGACACUGAAGUUAUACUGAUAACAACAUGUAAAAUUCAAAACUUAGAUAUAUAUGAUUCAUCCAAUAGAUGGCCUUCAUUACUACGGCCUAUAAUAUCAUUGAAAUUACCCCGUAUUGAUGUAUAUUCUAUGUUUCGAGCUAUAGGAAGAGAAUAUAUUGCAAAACAUAAAGAUUGUUAUCACUUGUUGAGAAUUUUGUUGUUAUACCAUGAUCCAGAAUUAUGUAAUUUAUUGGACUCUUUAAAGCUGGGACCAGAGCUUUAUAGUGAAAUAUGGGUUCAGACGCUUUUUGCAGAAAUGUGUUCUUUAGAUGUUAUUUUAACAAUUUGGGAUUUAUAUUUUGCCAAAAAAGAUAAAUUCUUUAUAUUUUUUUUGGCUCUAGUUUUUAUAAUAAAUGCAAGAGAUUAUGUAUUUUCUUUAAAACAUCAACCGAAACUUGAAUUAAUUCAAUUGCUAAAAAAUUUACCAUCUCAGUUGAGUAUAGAAGAUAUUCAUGAUUUUUGGACAUUAGCCGAAUAUUAUGACAAUAAAACACCAUCAUCUUUUAAAAAAGAUGUAGCUGGUUAUAUAUUUGAUUCCAAUCAAUUAAGUAAUGAUAUUUCGCAAAUGUUAUGCCUUCCUAUUAGUGUAACAGAUUUAUUAUCUCAUAUUAAUAAAUCAGAAUCAAAUAGUCUUAAAUUUUUUGUCAUGGAUUGUCGACCAGCUGAGCAGUAUAAUGCUGGUCAUUUACCUAUAGCAUUUCCACUUGAUAGUACUUUGCUUUUAGAAAACCCUACAUCUUUUUGGACUGCCGUUGAAGGAUUAUUAUCUUGUCAAAAGCAAAGUUUUGUGGAAGGAUGUUCUAGUGGAAGUGAACAUUGGUGUUUUGCAGGCGGUGGAAGUAGUUUAGAUGGAAAUCAGAAUACUCAUAUGGUUGUUUCAGCAUUUUUACAAAAACAUUCUUUGUAUGUUUCUAUGUUAAUUGGUGGCUAUCAAGCUCUCCAUGAUUAUUUUGAACAAAAUAAUAUUGAUGGAUUAAGCGACCAUGAUCGUAAAAGGUGUGAACAGUGCUUAGCUUUCUCAAAUUUAGCUAAAGAACGAACAUCCCAGACUAACGUUACAAAUGAAUUAUUUUCUAAACUCAGUGUGGUCAUGAAAUCAAAAUCAGUUGAAGUUAAAGGAAAGUUUUUGGAUUUUUUGUCAAGUAAUAGUGCAAGCGUUAAAAAUGAAAAAUCAACUAAUGAAAAGAGCAAAAUGUAUAGAAAUAUGGCUCCAGUAUUUUCUAUUGACGAGGAAGAUAAUCAUCAAGAUUCUGAUGAUGAUUUGGAUGACAUAAAUAGUAGCAACAAUUUGUCAUUGUUACUGAACAAAUCCAAUAUUAUGGCAUCAUUUGACUGUCACAAUAUUAAAAAUGAAGGAAAAUUAGUUCCAGGAAAAUUACUUUUGACUGACAAUCAUAUGAUAAUAGUAGAAGUAGAUGAAAAAGAUUCAAAUAAAAUAAAAUCUGUGGUAAAUCGAUCUUUAGGAACAAUCAUGAAUAUAAAAUGUCGAAAAAAAAGACCUGAUUUAAUUAUUUUUGAGUAUGGAGAUCCAAAUCAAGAUUCUGACAGAUUUCUCAUUCCACAUUCACAAAAAGCUACCAAUUUCAUUACAAAGCAAAUAUUAGAUUUCCUUGAACGGAAUGAUAAUUAAGUAAUGUAAAAAAUUUAAAUAAAAUAUUCCAAAAAUCUAUAUUAUUUUUUAAAUUAUGUUUUUUAUCACCUAAUUAUUUUGUUAGUUAUUUAUAAAUGUAUGUAAUACGAAUUAAAAUGAAAAUAUAUUUAUAAAUUCUUGUUAAUUUAUUAUGAUAAAACUAAGAUAAUAUUUAUAAAUGUAUUUAAAAUUAAUUGAAGUAAAAAAUAAAAUUUUAGACCAAAAUUUUGUUAAAAAUGAAUUUUUCAUUCUUAUUAUAUUCAAAAUGAAAACAAUUUUUUUUUUAUAUAAUAAAUUUAGUGUAAUGCUCUUAACAAUUUCUAAAGAACAUUAUUUAUUUUAAAAUCACAUAUUUGUAACUUUGUCUAUGCUGAUUGUACCACCAUAUGGCUAGACAAAAAUUAAUUAGUAUUCUAAAAGAAGUCUCAUUAAGGAACUCUCUUUGCCAGAGUUUGAUAUUGAUAAAUUUAAAAGAGUAAUACAAUACUUUUUAAAAUUGAUUAAUUUUUUUAAAUAAUAUCUUAACAUAAAAAGGCAUUCUUCCUACUAUUUUUUUUAGUACAAUGAAAAUAUAAUCAUUCAAAAAAUAUCAUUCUGCCCACAGUAAAUGAACAAAAAAAAAAAUUUGUAGUUACAUUUUAUAUUUAUGAAUUUUUUAGGGUUUAAACAAAGUUAUUUUAGCGAUUCAAUAAUAAGAUGGAAAAAUAAAAACCCAACACAGUAGGAACGUGGCAUAGUUGAGUCCAGUAUAGAUGAUAUCUGACAACUCAUUAAAAUCACUACAGUAGAAGUCCGAUAAUCCGGCACGUUCGGGAACGGCUCUGUGCCGGUCUAUCGGGCGGUGCCCUUUCCUUUUCGUGUAGGCUUUGCUAUAAGAACAAUUACGUUAAUAAUUAAACUAAAAAUACAGUAUGCAAAUACAAAAAAGUUUGUUCUACUGUUGGAUGCCGGAUUAUCGGACUUCUACUGUAUCAUAAGAAACACUUCUUCUUAAACCCGUUUUCGCGCCUAUUUCAAAUAUGUAAUUAGAAUUUCGCAUAUAGCCUAAAUAAUAAUAACAACAUCCUUCUAAUUACUAUAAAAAAUAUUUGUGUUUGAUUAUUAGGUUAUGUAUGAAUAAUCAAUAAAUAUAUUUUAAUUAAAAAUAAGUUAAAAAGUUUUAUUUUCUAUACGCAUUUUUAAGUUUUGAACUCCCUUUGUAAAGAGAAACGGUCAGAUUUAAAAAAAAAAUUAACAAAUUAUAGGACUUAAUAUAUCUAUUAAAAAAAAAUUGUAUUAUCCAAUUAUUGUAUUAUAAAAAUGUAUGAUCCAUACAUUUUUCAAUAAGUUAUGGCAUUUUUAAGUAAAAAAAAUUUUAAAAUGUCGAAAAUUACUGAUAUGUAAUUUUUUUGGAGGUUUCCCCCAUUUACGGGGAACGAGAGAAAUUUUUUCAAUUUUUGAGAGUAAUUCGAUUUGUGAUCUUUUGAUGUAUCGUUGAAAGAAAUGAGUGCGUUGAGAGCUGAGAAAAAGUGGGUAACAGGCACAAAAAAUAAAACGCAUCAUAGUAAAAUUAAUACCUUCUCACACUCGCAUCGAAACCAAAAAAUGUGCUCAAUCAUAUUAGUUCUCAUAACCAACAAAAUAUGCAACCAACAAUAAACUCAACGUAAUGUCACAUAUAUAAGUUGUGUUGUAUAAAAUAAAUAAUUUAUUAUAUUGUAUAUUAAGUGGUUCCGUCCAAAUUUAGCCAAGUAUUCUUAAUUAACAUUUUUAAAUGAAUUCGGUUUUAAAUUUCAUUUAUAAUUUUUUUUUAUUGGCAUUAACUGUGAUGAUGCAAUACUUUUUUAUCAAUUUUAUCAACCAAGAUUCAACUGGUUGAUAAAUUUAACCUGCAAAACUAUAACAUAUAACCAAUUAAAUACUUAGAGUAAUUAUUGUAAAAUAACACUUUGUGAGACAUAGGAUACAUGUUUUUCUUAUAUAAAUAUAUUCUUGUAAAACUUUUCAAAAUUUUUUUAAUUUAUUGAGCUUUUAAACAUUUUUUUAAAAUGAUGCAUCUAUUCAUAAGAAAUAUAUUGAACUUAUUAUUUUCAAUUUCGUGAUUUAAGUUGUUUUUUAAAUAUAUCAUAUCAUCUAAAUUAAAGCUAAAAACAAGACCAUGUUGACUAUAAAAUAUUGUACUAGCUAUAAAUGAUUAUAAAUUAAUUAAUUAGGUGAUUCAUGACAAGGUUGUCCUCUCAAUAAAUCUACUUCAUCUGCUUCAGGAACAUUUUCAAUACAUUCAUCAGCAAAGUGUAGUUUCUCAGCUUCAAUUUGUAUAUUUAUGUUAUUCAUACUUUAAAUACUUUAUUC